This is a messenger RNA of Triticum aestivum (bread wheat), 885 nucleotides long. RefSeq lists its product as uncharacterized. The coding region runs from base 94 to 885 and encodes 263 amino acids. NCBI's taxonomy places the organism in Eukaryota, Viridiplantae, Streptophyta, Magnoliopsida, Poales, Poaceae. Gene Ontology annotation, molecular function: zinc ion binding. Gene Ontology annotation, biological process: regulation of DNA-templated transcription. The transcript is spliced from 2 exons. The record is from RefSeq and is a predicted model, not a curated record.
AAAUACAAUGGAGGCCAUCCUCUUGAAGUUGACGCAGCGGAAAUUUACACGAAUGGUGUUUACAAAAAGUUUGAAGACGAGUUCUACAAGUCCAUGUCGUUGGUCGUCUCCAAUCGCAUCAGUGACACUGAAUUUGAAGUUCAGCUUGCACGUCCUGAAUAUAUGGUUGAUUAUGAAGCUAGAUCAUACAUUGUAGCUGUUAAGGACGGUGGUGAUUUCAUAUCAUGCAACUGUGGGUACUUCCAGCACAUCGGCAUGCUGUGCAGGCACUCCAUAAAGAUACUCAUUCAGAAAGAUAUAUUCAAGAUACCAAUCAAUAAUAUUGUGAAACGCUGGACCAGAAGAGCGAAGGAAGGUUUCGAGGGUGUUCAUAUACCGAGCCAAUCAUCUCGUGCGACUGAUGAUUCAGCAGCACGUCAGAACAUUCUGUAUAUAGCAGCAAUGGAAGCGGUGAAGGAGGUUUCACAAUGUGAGAGCAUGCUUGAAACGACUCUGAAGGUGUUCCGUGAGCUGACAUCAGAGGCAAUCAGGCUGCGCGAAUGUGAUGGUUCGUCAGCGCCUAGAAGGAAAAAAGAUGAUGGCCUGAAUAUCACGGUAUUAAGCGAUAAGCAGAUCUCGAUCAUGCAUACACCUAAACGUGUGAAGCCUAAGGGUAGGCCGAAGAUAUUAAGGGUGAAGUCGCGGCUUGAGUACGUGAAGGUGUUUAAGCAAAAAAACAAGUCUGUUGCCACUUUGUAUGGUAACAAGAACAUUCAGCCAAGCGACUUCGUAGGGCAUUCCAGUGGAGUCACUAUGGAGGACGCGGGAUGUCCUAAUGUCAAGAAAUCCAAAACUGGGAAAAGAAAGACUCCAAGUACUAGUAGGUCGUCUUGCAAAAUGCGGUGA